Molecule: messenger RNA, 1898 nt
Organism: Jaculus jaculus (lesser Egyptian jerboa)
Lineage: Eukaryota; Metazoa; Chordata; Mammalia; Rodentia; Dipodidae
Gene: Entpd2
Product: ectonucleoside triphosphate diphosphohydrolase 2
Exons: 9
Coding region: 27-1514 (495 amino acids)
Biological process (GO): nucleoside diphosphate catabolic process
Cellular component (GO): plasma membrane
Molecular function (GO): UDP phosphatase activity; GDP phosphatase activity
Source: RefSeq, a predicted model, not a curated record
CCGCCGCGUCCUUUUGCGCGCGCCCAAUGGCCGGAAAGUUGCAGUCCCUGUUGCCGCCGAUCCUGCUGGCUGUGGCGGGCCUCAGCGGCCUCUUGCUGCUGUGCGUCCCCACCCGUGACGUCCGGGAGCCGCCCGCUCUCAAGUAUGGCAUUGUCCUAGAUGCUGGCUCUUCACAUACGUCCAUGUUUGUCUACAAGUGGCCAGCAGACAAGGAGAAUGACACGGGCAUCGUGGGCCAGCACAGCUCCUGUGAUGUUCAGGGUGGGGGCAUCUCCAGCUAUGCAGACAAUCCUUCUGCGGCUGGCCAGAGUCUGGUUGAAUGCAUGGAGCAGGCACUUCGGGAUGUGCCCAAAGACAGACACUCCAGCACGCCCCUCUACCUGGGAGCCACGGCAGGCAUGCGCCUUCUCAACCUGACCAGUCCGGAGGCUGCAUCAAGUGUGCUAGCGGCAGUGACACGGACGCUCAGCCAGUACCCCUUUGAUUUCCGCGGUGCGCGCAUCCUCUCUGGCCAGGACGAAGGGGUGUUUGGCUGGGUGACUGCCAACUAUCUCCUGGAGAACUUCAUCAAGUUCGGCUGGGUGGGCCGGUGGUUCCGGCCAAGGAAGGGGACGCUGGGGGCCAUGGACCUGGGGGGUGCCUCCACACAGAUCACCUUUGAGACAACUAGCCCAGCUGAGGAUCCAGCCAAUGAGGUCCACCUUCGGCUCUAUGGCCAGUACUACAGCGUUUAUACCCACAGCUUCCUCUGUUAUGGCCGAGACCAGGUCCUCCAAAGGCUGCUGGCCAGUGCCCUCCAGACAUAUCACUUCCAUCCCUGCUGGCCGAGGGGCUAUUCCACCCAAGUGCUGCUCAGGGAGAUAUACCAGUCACCGUGCACCAUGGCUCAGCGGCCCCCGAACUUCAACAGCAGUGCCCGGAUCAGACUGUCAGGGACCAGCAACCCUGCCCUCUGCCGUGACCUCGUCUCUGGGCUCUUCAAUUUUUCCUCCUGCCCCUUCUCCCGCUGCUCCUUCAAUGGGGUCUUCCAGCCCCCUGUGACUGGGAACUUUAUCGCCUUCUCUGCUUUCUACUAUAUUGUGGACUUCCUCAGGACUGUGAUGGGGCUGCCUGUGGGGACCCUGCAGCAGCUGGAGGCAGCCACAGUGACUCUCUGCAACCAGACAUGGACUGAGCUGCAGGCCCUGGGGCCCAGGCAGGAGAGCCGCCUGGCCAGCUACUGCGCGGGGGCCGUGUUCGUACAACAGCUGCUCAGCCUCGGGUACCGCUUUGACGAGCGCGCCUACAGUGGAGUACUCUUUCAGAAGAAAGCAGCAGACACGGCGGUGGGCUGGGCCUUGGGCUACAUGCUGAACUUGACCAACCUGAUCCCUGCGGACCGGCCGGGGCUUCGCAAGGGCACCCACUUCAACUCCUGGGUCGCUCUCCUGCUGCUUUUCUCCGUGUUGCUCGUGGCUGCUCUGGUCCUGCUGUUGCGCCAGGUGCGUUCUGCCAAGUCACCCGGCGCCAUCUAGGGGUGUCGGGGGAGCUGCUGGCGAAUCUGCAGUACCCCUCACCCUCCAUCCACCCACCAUGUCUCUGGCCCUGAGCUAGCUGGCACCGAGACACUCCGAUGCCCACAGGCACAACAACUUGCAGGUGGGCUUUUGCGGCUCACUCCAGCUUGUUCAGUCCCUGAAGCCCCCCCUCCUUCACGCCUGGAGUUCACAUUAUUCCUCCUCUCUCUUUUCUUGGGGUAUCCUUUGGCCUGGGACUCAGCGUCAGGCAUUCAAGGAAUGGGACCUUUGUUCUGAUCAUCCGGGCCCUGGGAACUUCCCCUCGGGUCUGGGCUUGUAAGUGGAGCAUCAGAGCCUACUAGUUAGGAGCCAGCUCAGCACCUACAUGUACAAAUUUUGUAA